Phytomonas sp. Hart1 is the source of this 462-nucleotide messenger RNA. The record is from the annotation of a GenBank genome assembly. NCBI's taxonomy places the organism in Eukaryota, Euglenozoa, Kinetoplastea, Trypanosomatida, Trypanosomatidae.
AUGGCCGUCGGGGCCGCGGUGGGCGGGGAGUUGUAUUACCUCCUCAAUGUCGAUAUCGCCCACCUGAUCCGCGAGGAGCAGCUCGCGAUGGAGGAGCUGCGGGAGCGACGGCGGCUCACCACGCCGGAGCGGGAGAAGGCGUUCCCCGACUUCACCGCCCCCGACACCUACGAGGAGCUCCAGCGGCUGAUGCAGGAGCAGGCCUGCGAGAUUGCGACUCAGGAGGCGGAGAUCCGCUCCGCCACGAGCAUGCUCCGCUCCGAGGUGGUAUAUCGCCUGAAGACGUGGUGGAAUCACUCCCUCUCGCACCUGCAGGACGCCGUGGAGCUUUUUUUUAUCGCCCUCGAGCAGCGAAAGGCGUCGGGGCUGCGGAAUAAGAUCGAGACCACCCUCCGCUGUAAUUUAUACGAGUUGGUCGAGCUCCACCCGAUUAGUACUAGGGAGAUGGACGAUGAGGCUUAG